Molecule: messenger RNA, 1303 nt
Organism: Pocillopora verrucosa
Lineage: Eukaryota; Metazoa; Cnidaria; Anthozoa; Scleractinia; Pocilloporidae
Source: RefSeq, a predicted model, not a curated record
ACUUUUUUUGAGGGAAUUAGGUAAUCAAAGUUAAAUAACUCCAGCCGUUUGGAGCAACAGAUCGUGUAGAGGUUGUCGAGGAAAAAUGGAGCCAUCAACGGAGAAUAUAGACACGAAAACUUCAAAAGCAGAGAAACGUCCUGGGGAGAAAUCUGUGGACGACGAUUACGUGAAAAAGCGAGAAAGAAAUAAUAUUGCUGUGAGGAAAAGUCGCAUGAAAGCUAAAGAACGAAUCGAGGAAACCAGACGGAGGGUUACAGAUUUAACGAAAGAAAACGAAGAUUUACGUAGUAAGGUUUCUUUACUACAGAAAGAAUUGAACGUUUUAAGGUCGCUCUUCGCAAACGGAGGAAUUUCAGUGCCUUCAGAAAUAAAUGUACAGUUUACGAACUCAAACAGCGAUGGUAACCAAGCGCUACUUUUAACAGCUGUCACAUCUUUGUCGAGCGGAUCUAUGCAAGAUAAUCAAUUUUCCGGAGGAGAAAUUCUGGAAAAUGGAAUAACCACGCAUGGGAUCAAGAAGGAGUCAUAGCAUUUUGCUGAAGAAAUACAGAACUAGUGUUUAUAGGAGUUAUUAGUCUUAAAAAUUCAUACUCGGAACCACAGAAUCCACAUGAACGGUUCAACAACCUGUUUGUAAACUUAGAAUGUUACAAAGACAUACCUUGUGUGUUUUAGGGGAAUUCCUAACUUGUGGUGCGUUUUGCAUGUAUAGCUAGAAAAAGUUAGGACAAUUUUUUGUGUAUCUCAAUCGUGGAUCCAGGAACUUCCAUCUUUGAGGUUUAUUGUAGCAGUAAAUUGUAAAUCUGUUAAGUACUCAUCUGUUUGAUCAAGAAAUAGCUUAUUGACAGGUCCAUAUAUGCUGAUCCGAAUUUUACUCGUUCCCUCUUUCAUCAUAUAUGGUAGCAUUAGGCCUGAUUUUGUAGGAUUUCAUUCAGUAAUAUCUUUUUUUACAUUGAAAACAUCUAUGUUGACUUUUGUCACGCGUAUGUUGUGAAAAUUAUUAUAAAACUGCCUAACCCUAAUUUAUGCACUCAUAAAAAAAGUGAAAUAUACUCUGCUGAUUGAUAACAUGAAAAUUACCUUUAUCCCCAAAUAUUAUAGUUAUGGACCUUUUAGUAUUUAAAUUAUGCCUCAAAUUAUUUUAUAGAAGUUGUAUGUUUUGAGACUAAGCAGGUCAAAUAUACACUACAUCCUCUCCAUUUGAUAUGGGAUCAUGCAGUUGUUACAAAAUUCUAUGGACUGCUGUCACUGUAUUUUCCAAGACCAUUGAUAAUAUUGAGUGAAGAUACAAUUUAGUAAA